Notechis scutatus (mainland tiger snake) is the source of this 5810-nucleotide messenger RNA. It is a transcript of the gene FAM117B, whose product is annotated as family with sequence similarity 117 member B. Lineage: Eukaryota; Metazoa; Chordata; Lepidosauria; Squamata; Elapidae. The record is from RefSeq and is a predicted model, not a curated record.
AGCCUGCCGAGUGUCUCCCCGUGUGUGAGGAUUCAGUGUUGGUGUGGGGGAGGGACCGGGAGGAAGGAGGGGGUUUUGUUUGCUUCCUCGCUUCGCUGUUACUACUGAUUCGGCCUCGGGCGGGCGCCCGGAAAAGACCAGGAUGUCUUCCCAGCCGCGCGUCAGGCGCAGCGGCUCCCCGACUUCAGCCACCUCCGCGGGGGGAGGGGGAGCCGCGGCCGUGACGGCGACUACGGCGGCGGCGGCGGCGGCAGGCGGGGCAGCCGGCACCAACAGCCGCCUACAGCCUAUGCGGGCCACUGUGCCUUUCCAGCUUAAGCAGCACGGCAGUCCCACGAGGAGCGGCAGCGGCGGCAUUCCACGAGGGGCGGCGGUGGCGGUAGCAGCAAACGCCCCACUCCAACCGUCGCCGCCGCCGCCUCCCUUGCCUUCCGCGCGUGCCACCAGCCCCACGCGAUCGGUGCUUGGUAGCGGCAGCAAUGCUGGCGCGCGCGGGGGCAACACCAAUCUCAGCAGCAGCAGUAGCAAUAGUCCGGCCGUGGGCACGCAGACGCUUCUCGGGGCGGGCGUCUCCGCCACAGGGGCACCUUCCUUGUCCUCUUCCUCGGGCUCCGCGCGCGGCAGCCCUACGGGCGGGGGAGGGGCGCGUAACAGCCCCCCUCGCCUGCCGGCGCCGCCCCUACCCGGUUCGACGCCCUCGCCUUGCUCGUCCCCGGUUUCGCCACCGGUGCCUGAAGGCAGUGCCUGUGCCGCCGCCGUCUCAACGGGAGGAAAAAUCCGGCAUCGCCAGCGACGGCAUUCGCCGGAGCAAAACAGGGCCUCUCCGGAGAGAAAGAGCCCUAGUUCGCCUGUUUGUAAAGAUAAACCACGGCCACCAUCAUCAAGCCCUUCUAGUAUUUCCCGCCGUACCCCUUCAUUAGACAUACUUGCUGCUCCGUAUCUUGCUGGGCAAUGGCCUCGUGAUAAUCAUGGGCAAGUCACACCUUGUAUGAGGGAUAAAGCCACACAGACUGAGAGUGCUUGGGCUGAAGAAUACUUGGAAAAGAAAAAGGGAUCUCAUAAGCGCUCGGCAUCUUGGGGCAGCACAGACCAACUCAAAGAGAUUGCAAAGUUACGUCAGCAACUGCAAAGAAGCAAACACAGCAGCAGACACCAUCGUGAUAAAGAAAGACAGUCUCCAUUUCAUGGUAAUCAUGCAGCUAUUAACCAGUGCCAGGCUCCAGUCCCAAAGAGCAUGCUGGUUCCUGUGAUACCAAUAGCUAAGUCAAGUGGAUCCCGUUUCCGUAAUAGCAUAGAAGGGCUGAAUCAGGAGAUUGAAAUAAUUAUAAAAGAGACUGGAGAGAAAGAGGAACAGCUUAUUCCACAAGAUAUUCCAGAUGGGCAUCGAGCACCACCUCCUUUAGUGCAGCGUAGCAGCAGUACUCGCAGCAUUGACACACAGACUCCGGGUGGAGCAGACAAAGGCAGUAACAACAGCAGCCGAUCUCAGUCUAUUUCCCCAAGCUCCUUCCUUGCUAUCUCCAAUGAGGGCAGUGAGGAGAGCCCUUGCUCUGCAGAUGACCUGCUUAUGGAUCCCAGAGAUAAAGAGAAUGGAAACAAUUCUCCUCUGCCCAAAUAUGCUACAUCACCAAAACCUAACAAUAGCUAUAUGUUCAAACGUGAACCUCCUGAAGGCUGUGAGAAAGUCAAAGUGUUUGAGGAAAGCUUGCCAAAACCUUUGCAUGAAAUUCCAGCCUUUUAUUGUCCUGACAAGAAUAAAGUUAACUUUAUUCCUAAAAGUGGCUCUGCCUUCUGCCUUGUCAGCAUUCUCAAGCCCCUUCUUCCCACACAAGAUCUUACCCUCAAAGGUGCUACUCAUAAUCUGACCGUCACGACUGGUAUGACACCCACGCUGCUGCAACCUCUUUCCAUGGCCUCCCUUUCAGCAAACACAGACCAAGAGCGCCUCUCUCGUGGAACGAGCAAAGUAAUAUCACAGAUGUCUGUGCUCCAGCAGUCAGGACAUAGUGAAGAAACUGAAGGAUAAGCUCCACGUGGCUAAUGGAGGGGGGAGGGGAUUUUAUGGAAACAACUGUGAUUAAACUUUCUAGAUGACAUCUCUUUGUAUCACAACAGCUGAUGGUUCUAUAAACAGGUCAUAGGUAGUAUCUUACACACCAUGCCACGAAUGUCAGCCUCCAGUGAGAUCUAGGAAAAAAGGAGCAGCAGAGGGCCAAAUGUAUUUGUCUUGGGAUGGAUGCAGACUCUGAGCAUGCUGCUUUGGUACCAUAAAGAAGAUCUCCACAAUUCCUGACAACUGGAGGGACCAGUUUUUUUUCUGAUACUUCUGUGCUUCAGUGUAAACUUUGAGUUUGAACAAUGAAAAAGACAUCCCAACUUUUCUUAGCAGAAUAUCUGUUUUCCGGAGAAAAAAAAGGAAAUCAUUAAUUCAUAUGAAGAUAGUAUUUACAAAUGUGCAUUUUUAAGAAAUUUCAUCAUCAUCAGGAUAAUUGCACUUUUCUUGCUACAUUUUUUUCACUGGGACCAAUGGAUUAAAACUUUUUCAGUAUUCUGUCAUCAGACCAGCUGAUUUUGCUCCUUUCCCCAGAUUAGUGUAACAUCAUUCAGACAAAGAAAAAAAGCAAUAUUGUCACACCUUGAAAGGGUUGAGAAAGGGGAAAAAGCACGUGUGGAAUUUCUUGUCUGAAAAUAGCAUUUUAGUGCACUUCAGCUAAUCAUGUCAUGAUUUAUUCCUAAUGUUGUAUUUCAGGACAUAUUUCCAUCCUUUUUCCCCAGAACGCCAAUUAAUUGUCACAACGGUGCCUCUUGGGACUACUUAGUUUUUUAAGUUACUGUCAAAAUCUUGAAUUGCCUUUGGCAUAUAUACCUGAUUCUAUCAUGUCUUGCCACUAUACUAUAUAAACCCUAUAGUCAUAUGAUCUUAAAAGGGCCAUGCAUGCAUGGUGGUUUUUUUGCUUGUCAAAGUACUGUUUUGUGGGUCUGUUGAGGGUAAUAGUUUGUUGGGCAUGAUAUUGUUGAAGCAAUUUAUUUCAAUGGACAUGUCUCCUUUUGGAGUAGCAAUAUUGUUAGGGUGUUAAGCUAAGAAUCUUUUUAUGCUUUCAUUGAUGUGGCCCAUUUCAUUUUUAGUACUUUUUUAAAUGAACUAUACUUAUGGAAGAAUUAAAGAUAAGAAAUUUCUGUUAUGUUUGCUUGUGAAAGGGUCUGAGCUAAUAUGGAUAGAAAAGUGUAUUUACCAAGCUGAUUAAAUGGCACAAGAUAGAGCCGUUGGGGGAUAGUUAGAGAGAAGUUAGAAAACAAUAUAUUCUGGUAUCUUUAAGUAAAUAAAAGUAUCAUAGCAGUGUAACCUAUUCCAGACUGGUAGGUAAAUGGACAUAGCAACAUCAGUAAUGUUUUUGAUGCAAUGUUAGUUGGAAAUGAAACACAUCCACCUCAAGUAGAUCUUCGAUUUGUUUUGUUACAUUAGUAAUACAAUAUUUUAAAUAAUUACCCCUACAUUGUUUGGAUUCUUGGUUCUUGCUAAAUUUAAUCAACUGAGUAAAAACUUGCAUUUUGAUUUACCCAGAUAGGUGGUUGGUUUGUCCAUUUAACAACCUAGGUUCUGAUGCAGGAAUGUUAAUGUUAUUAUAUAGCUGUUAGUUUUUAAAGUACCAAAACACUUCUUCGCGUUUGCUGCCACAGAAGCCUGUUCUGGUAUUUUCUGAAUGCAUGAACAUGGAGGGGAGAGCGGAGACUGCACUUAACAUAGCCCUCAGCCUGACAUACCAGUAGAAGCUCUAAAAGAUCUGGACUUGCAUGCAAGAUCACAUAGGUUGUUUAUUGUGGUUCUGCAUUCUGCUGUAAUCCAUUCCUACAGCAAAUGAGAAGUAUGUGCUUUUAUGGUACAUGAAUGUACCAGAAUAAAGCUCUUCAACUUUUUUCCUGAACAUAAUGGAGAUUUGUGAGAGUGGACAUGAUGUUAUAUGCCUAGGUCUGUUUUCUCUCCAUCGGUCCAAGCAAAUGCAUGAAGAGGCUGGACAGACACAACACUAUCCUUCUGGAAGUCUUUUUAAAGUAUUAUUUGAUUGCUGUUGUAUUUUGGUCCUAUAUUGUAUUGCUUUAUUUUUAUUUCUGUUUUAUUCUGUAUUCAGAUAUUUUAGCAGAGCAAAAUAGUCUUACACCCAUUCCACAGUCUUAAAUUUGUGGGUCAUCUAGAUUUACUGUAUGAAACAUAAUGGGAGAGCUAAGUAUUUCUUACUUGACUUAAUGAUAUUUUAAUUUUAGUUUAAAGCAGAUGUAGGUUGUGUGAGAGAACAGUACCAUGCAGAAAAAGGGCAUUGCUCAAACAAUGUGAAGCCCCACAUAUUCUAGACACAUAUGUGCAUUCUCAAAAUGUUUAAUGCUCCAGCUUUAUGAAACAAGAGAGUUGGAUUAUAUUUGUGCAAAAGGAUAUCUGCACUUUAUCUAAAUCCAUUCCUGUUGUUUCAUGUUAAAGAGCAGCUUUGAUUUGAUAGACUGUGUCAAAUCCUUCAGGUGAUUUAUGGAAAUAUUAAAGGGCCAAAUUUCCAUUAGGAAUAAUGAAAAAGAGUGAAAUCUUUUAGACAUGAUUUUCACUGUCCUCGUUGAUGCCAGAACAAAUGUUAAUAGUAAAUGACUCUCAAGACAUUUGAGGCUGGCCUUCAAAUGCACAUUUAAAAAACUGACACUUCAACUUUUAUUAAGAGAACAGAAUUUAUUUAGCCCCUAUGAUUGUAAUAAUUUGAGGAUUCGUAUAUUAUAACCAGCAAGGGCUUAAUUAAAGCACUUCUACUUUAAUGCAGUGAGAGGACUCAAUUGAUUUGCAGUCACAAGAUGUUACCUCAUAGUAAGCAUAGUUCUCAUUUAGAACAGCAGUUUUUUUGUUUCUUCAAACCUCAGAUUAGCUGUCUGUGUGGUACCCUUCUGUGGUAUGUGAGCAUUUAAGCUAAUGAUUUCAAGAGAGGUAGGAAUGAUAAAGUUCAAGAAAAUUGUAAAAGCAAGGCAGAUAACUUGGACUCUUUUCCAGAGUCAGAGGCUUUGUACUUCCAAGUCACAUGGAGAAUUUAUAGCAUUCCUCUUUCUUCCAAAUGCAGCUAAGAACUUGGGAGAUUGUUGAGAAGCAUUUUCUAGGAGUUGGUUUGAGAAAGAAGAUAAUUUCUGUGCCUUUUAUGAUUCAUGGUUAAUAGUACACAAGGGCUAUAUAUUUGAAGAAACAAGAAAGGAUAAUUCCUCUUAUUUUUAAAGGCAGUGACCAAAGUGGAACUGGAUAUUCUUCAUGUACUCUUGCCCAUUGUUCUACCAAUAUUUCCUACUUUCAUUAAAAGGAGGGGAAUACAUCUUAUUUUCACCCAACAUGUAGAGAAGCAGCAACAUUGAGAUAAGGGGAGAAGAAAAACUGGGAAAAUGAAAGAAAGCAAAACAGAUUACCCAAAGGACAGGUUUCUGAUGGCAAAAUGAGAAUCAAGGAACAAUCCAUAAAGAAAGAUAGACUUCUCUUUAACCUUGUGCCUCUUUGCAAGUUUAAAUUAGCUAAAAUAUAUACUAAAUGAGUUGCAAGUUUUUGGAGAUAAAAAUCCAGAAAAAUGAGACAGAAAAAUAAUGGCCUGUUUAAUAUUGUUAGAAGUUGACUGCUGACAUGCAAAUUGAAUAGAAGUGGUCAUAUGGCAAGGAUUCCUGAAAUCUCUCAAAACCAGAAUUGAUUAUUGUAUCCUGUAUUUGGAAAUAGGAAUCACAACAUAGUAAAGUAACUCUUAUGUGAAGAUAUUAAAAAUCCAAUGUCAACUGAUUUGCAGUCAUGUUCAGUGUAGCCUAUAACA